AUGGCGACCAUACAAGAUGUACAUGAGCUUCUACAGCUGUUGGAGUUAACACACAAAGCAGUGCAUACUAUCAUCGGCGAAUGGGCGAAGACACCCUCUUCAAAUCAAAGAAAGGGUACUGAGAUUAGUAAAAACUCUCUCCCUGGUCGCGAACUAUUUGAAGCCAGACGCACCUUGAUCUCAGCAACGGGGAAAUUUGUCGAACUUGUUGCUUCCCCUAGCGAGCGUCUGCUGGAGGUAUCGUCUCAAUACAACGAGGCACGGUGUCUUCACAUUGCGGCUUCUUUGCGCAUUGCCGACAUCCUCGCCGCUAAUGGCGAGUCGGGAGUCACAGUUGAGGAGCUGUCAACUCGGACUGGAGUCCAGUCUCAGAAGUUAGCCUUGGCGGGUAAUGAGCCUCUUCGCGCCUAUAUAGUGAUGUUCGCCUUGGACCUCUAUACAGCAUCUGAUGCCCUCCCACGCACAUUGUUGGAUCCUAAGUUCGGACAUUCAUACUCAGUUACCGAGACGGCUUUUCAAAAAGCUCUCAAUACAAACAAAGAACGCUGGAACUGGUUGGAAGAGGAGACCACACCGUUGGAGCUGCAAAAUGGAGGACCUGGAAAAUAUCCUGGUCCAUUUGGUCCAGAGCUGUCAAAUGCUAUUACCCAACAUCAGUCAGAAGACAAGAUCAAGCGACCGGAACACAGUAUAUUCGGUUUGGCAAUGCUGGGUGGUGGUCGCAUCACGGGUGUAGCGCACCUAUUCGGUAAUCAAAAACAUUCUCUUCAAAAUGAAGAACAGGUUUCUAAAGUAUCUCCUCCACAAACUUCCCUUGGGCAAGCCUCGGUCAGGCCACAGUUGUCGACGUCGGAGGUGGAGUCGGACCGCGGCCCAGUACUUGAACAAGCCCAGAAGGAAGUUUGGCCGACAGAAAAUGCUGAAGCCCUAGCGCAAGGACGUGUGCAAUUUAUUACACAUAACUUCUUUGACAAGAAUUUUGUCGAAGGUGCCGACGUGUACUGGCUGCGGUACAUUUUGCACGACUGGUCUGACGACUAUUCCAUCCAAAUCCUCUCUGCUUUGAGACAAAGUAUGGGCCCUCACUCCCGUGUUCUUAUCUGCGAUCAAGUGAUGAACACCACAGCCGGGUUCCAAACUGUUGCACCUGCUCCAUCUCCUCUGCCAGCUAGUUGCGGCUAUCACACCCACUACAGCCACCAGCGCGAUAUUUCAAUGAUGAGUAUUAUCAACGGUAUUGAGCGCAUUCCGGGGGAGUUCAAAAACAUCAUCGAGAAAGCAGGGCUUGAACUGUCACGUAUCUAUGACUGCCGCAGCCAGGUGUCACUUGUGGAAUGCACUCUUCCGCGCACCACCGCAGACGUACCUACAAAUGGUCAGCAGAAUGGCCACUAA
Molecule: messenger RNA, 1395 nt
Organism: Talaromyces stipitatus ATCC 10500
Lineage: Eukaryota; Fungi; Ascomycota; Eurotiomycetes; Eurotiales; Trichocomaceae
Product: O-methyltransferase, putative
Exons: 5
Coding region: 1-1395 (464 amino acids)
Molecular function (GO): O-methyltransferase activity
Source: RefSeq, a predicted model, not a curated record